Molecule: messenger RNA, 1044 nt
Organism: Penicillium salamii
Lineage: Eukaryota; Fungi; Ascomycota; Eurotiomycetes; Eurotiales; Aspergillaceae
Source: the annotation of a GenBank genome assembly
AUGACCUCAGGAUGCCCGAUGAGAUCGCCCACAAUCAAGGAAAACGUCCGAAAAUGCAUCGCUCGAGGCGAAUUCGAAGAGAUCCGCGGAGCCGCCUUCUUCAAUCGAGCUUGGAUUAUCACCGAGCGGUUCUGCAAGGACGGAGACGGGGUUGAUUCCGUUGUAGGCUACGUCCAUGACAUCUGGUACUCAUACUACCAGCUGAGCCGACACACAUCUCAUGAAAAGGCCGACCACAAUAGCCUGGUUCUGGACAUUCUCCGUAUCCAGGGUCAAGGACCCUUGACCAGACCCGUGAAAGGGAACUACGGAAUUGAUAUCGCGCGCACUGUUGAAGGCACCCUGUGGAACGACCUGCCGUUCCUGGUGACUGAUAUGACCGAGUUAUGGCUUAGCGAUGCUGUAUCGAUGUCGGGUACACACCGCAUCAACUUUGCUUACUUCCUGGCUAAGUUGGCAUCAACUCGUGUGAACAAGGAUAGACUCUGCCAGCUUGCCCUUAUCUUGUUCCGUUACACAUUCGAGAAUAAUCAAGAAGUUUACCCCUUCGAUGAACCGGAUAAUGAGAACCGCGACAGAAGUCUGCGCGACCUCCAAGUCCAGCAUCUUAUGCCAUCUGUCUUCGCGUGGAUCAAAGAAGCAGGAAAAAAUCUACUUCUUCUGUCCGAGGUCUCGUGGAACGAUUGCCCCAGCACGAUUGGCCAAGGCGGGCCGUUGUUCACUGAGUCUGAGUUUGGCAAGCAAGCCUCAAAUGGCUUCAGUCCGUGGAGAUGGAUUUUCUGGUUGAAGCGACUCCACGAGUUCAAAGAUCAGGCGAAGAAUGUCGGCGAGAAAUGCAUGGAGGAGCUUUGCGAGGAGACCAUUCGUAACAUGCUGUCGGAGACGAAGACUCGAAACUCGGAAAUCCUGCGGGCUUAUGUUUCUGGUGGAGAAAGGUUGCAGCAAGAAAAGGACAUGAUAUGUCUUCAGAAGAUUGUGGAUGGAGAGGAUUCUGACGAGGGCGAAUUUUUUGAGGAUGAUGACGAGAACGACAAUGAUAGCUGA